UACGUAUACCAGAAAAGCGGAAGUGCUGGUGGCCUGUGAGCUGUGUGUGGUUCUUCUUGAAUGAUACUCGUUUUGGUACAGUUUGUAUACGUUUACGAAAGCGGUGGUGAACGCGUAUUGGUAGCAGCGGUGUCAUGUUGUUUGGAGACGAUGCAAGAAGUAUAUUUUAACCUGCUUAAUUCUUUUAGCUUCGACUUAACUGUUGCCAACAGCGCUAGCUAGCGAGCUAGGCUAACAGGUGUCGACAUGUCCAAGCAGCCGUUGGGGAAGACCUUGUUGAGGAACGUGAUCCGCCACACAGAUGCCCACAACAAGGUGUAUUUGUCUUAACCCACAAGUGUUGAAGAGUGUACACAACCUCUAUCCAGGAGGAGACAGACAUGUGGAAGAUGCGAGGCUGGGAGGUCCAAAAGUCCCACAAACAUGUAUCAGACACCGAGUGUGCAAGGGGGCAUAUGCACUGCGAUCGGGUGGCAGAUCAAACGAGAGACCUGGGUCGAAGCCGAGAGCGAGCGUCUGAACACGACGACAGAGAGGCUCGAUACUGGACUCGCAAGCUGUAUGAAUUUGAGGCCAACGAUCCUGACAGAUGGGGACAUAGUGGCUUCAAGGAGCUUUAUCCUGAGGAGUUCAAAAGUGACGGUGAAAGAACAAAGAAGCUGGGGCGCCACAAAAUGAAAAAAUCCAAGUCGGAUACAGAAGAAAACUUAUCAAAACACUCCAAAAAAGACUCUCGAAAGAAGAAGAAGAAAAAGAAGAAAAAAGACGAGGACGCAAAGCGAAAGAAAGCAAACUGUUCGAACAGUGGUGACAGCAGCGAUGACAGCAGCGCUAGCAAAGACAAGCAGGGGAGGAGAAGGUCUAAAAAUCGACAUAAAAACAAGAAAAGUUCGAAAACCAGAGGGAGAGAUGACAGCAGCUCAGGGGGCAGCGAUGAUGGGGAAAGCAAGAGGACAAGUCACAGUCGCAGAAAGCGAAAACGGGACCUCCAGAAAGACUCGGAGUCGGGGCUGAACUUAAAAAAAAAGAGGUGAAAAAACGGGAAAGCAGCAGGUCAGGAGAGCUCACGUGAUAGUUUUGCUGACGGAGAUGCAAGGAUGUGGACCGACAUGCCGCUCAGGUAAUGACCAGGAAAACCACUGCAGAUUCCUUUUGUUCCCCUUAACUGCACAGAGAGCUUCUCCGCAGGGCCCCCUGUAUGGUAUUCUGUCACACAUCAACUGCCCUGUGCUGUCAGUCCUCUCUGUUGGUGACCAGUGGAGCAAUAUCUCAUCACCUCUGCAGUGGGUUGAAGCACAUUACAGCAACGUGAAGAGAGAUGGUGGGGUUUCUACCACCUGCCUCAUGAAGCAUUCUGCCGGCUGCGGGCUCAUUGAUUGAUCACCAAGUCUCGACUCAGCCUCACAUCAAGAUCCUCUGUCCUGAAAUUACCUUGUUUUUUAAAUUUAUAAAGUGAAAAAAUAUGAAAUUAUGCAGUUUUUCUCGCCAAAUUAUCAUGGAAUGUGCAUUUGUUUUUAUGCACUUUUUAAUUUUUAAUUUUAAUGUUUGUAUGCAGCACAUUAUCUUGGGUGAAAAAUAAACAUCUAAAAUGUUA
Molecule: messenger RNA, 1594 nt
Organism: Scophthalmus maximus (turbot)
Lineage: Eukaryota; Metazoa; Chordata; Actinopteri; Pleuronectiformes; Scophthalmidae
Gene: nkapd1
Product: NKAP domain containing 1
Exons: 7
Coding region: 381-1034 (217 amino acids)
Source: RefSeq, a predicted model, not a curated record